AUGUCUUCCAAAUCCCCAUCUCAACCUACACGACCGUCAACCCUCCCCUUGAUACCCCAACAACCACAUUGGACAAGACCGCCACCUUCUCCACCAUCACAUACCCCCUUGACCUCAUCAUUUCCUCGAGAUGCUACACUAGCGCUAUCAUCGCUAUCAAUCAGUCAGCAGCCUAUACCGCUACCUACACCUUCCCCUGGCCCACUCGGGUCAACCCAAACAUCCACUAAGAACGGUAACACUCUAAGUCCACCUACACCCGCGCCCAGUCCGAGCCCAGCGGAUAGAAGGGCAUUCAGACAAGAUGAAAGCUCGGACGAAGAAAUGGUAGGGCAAAUGUGGAAAGGGAAAGGUAAGGGUAAACAGAGCGAUGUGCGAGACCCUCAAGGACUCUUACAUUCCUUCACUACUUUAUCACCGUCUCAACGAUUCACCUUUCUAAAUUCAUUGAUUGGUGAAUUGAGGUUAAACGAGGCGUUGGUCGUAUCACGUAAGAUCGAGCCCCUGUUGAGACGUGAUUUCCUAAGAGAAUUACCAGCAGAAUUGGCAUUGCAUUGUCUGAGCUUCGUUGAUGAGCCUAGAACUCUAGCUCGAGCAGCUCAAGUAUCAAAUUACUGGAACCAACUAUUACAAGAUGAACAAACGUGGAAAGACUUAUUUGAUAGACACAAUUUCCCUAAUCCCCCUCCACCAACUUCUUUCUUCAAUAGUAAUAGACCUUCGAUCGGUAUAAGAAGAAGAAGUACUCAGACGUCCGGUUCUUUUCCUACUACCAGUAAUGUCAAAAAUUCCAGCAUAGUAGCAGUGGCUGUUGCGCAGACGCCAGAUGGAUCCCAUUCUCAAUCGUAUAUCAAAAGAGCGACACCUUUCGGAUUUGAAAGAAGGGUAUUGAACUUGGCUAGUAGUAGUACCACUUUGGCCUCGAGGUUGAAGGAAAAGGAAAAUGGCACAUUCAAAAAUAGAUUUAAGAAUGCUUAUCUGACGGAAUCGAACUGGCUAUCUGGUGGUCGAAAAUUGGCCAAUCACAUAUCGACCGACGACGCAGUAGUGACGACGCUCUGUUUCGACGAUUCGCACAUCGUCGUCGGAAUGGCAAACAACAAGAUUCACGUAUUUGAUGCAGUCACUGGAACGUACCUGCGAUCAUUACUGGGACAUAGACAAGGUGUCUGGGCAAUGGUUUUGGUAUCUGCUUCUCCCAACGGGGAAGAAUCAGAUGAAGAUGAAUCUCAAGAUCUUCUGGGUGGCAGUGGGAAUAACAACAAUACGACAUAUACCUGGACAAAAGCUUCAGAUACUUAUAGGGAUAAUGGUCAAUCUAGAAGAUCAUCUUUCGCUGGUGGACCUACGACCGAACGUCAUCCACCUUUAUCCACAUCUUCUUCUGCAGGUUCAUUUGCUUUCGGUCUGAAUUCCAAUUUACCAGGCGGUAUCUUCGCCAAUAAUCAGAUAUCAGAUUAUCAGUAUCAACCUAUCAGACCGAACACCGCUAUGGGCUUUUCAUCCACCAACUCAUCUUCCCAUAACAAUCAUAAUGGAUUAAUGGGAUUGGGUAUUGGUGGCAAUGAACAUAAAAGCUACUCAAAUGCCGAAUCUUGUACCUACAAAGACGGGGGAGGAGAAGGUAAGAAGCAGCGAUCGAGUGAUCCCUGCGGAUGUGCAAGAGGGUGGAAGGGAAAUAAAAACAAUCUGGUGGUUUCGGCAGGAUGCGACAAAGAAGUGAAAGUGUGGAAUUUAGAUACAGGAGAAUUGAUUCAUUCGAUGAGAGGUCAUAGAUCUACUAUAAGAUGUUUGAAAGUACUUGAUCGAAGACCCAUUGCCAUCUCGGGAUCAAGAGAUCAUACACUUAGAGUAUGGGAUAUUGAGAAUGGUUUCCUCUUACAUGUUUUGGAAGGACAUGAUGAAUCUGUACGUUGCGUCGAGAUAGCUGGGAAUAAAGCUGUAUCUGGAAGUUACGAUUACACGUCCAAAAUAUGGGAUCUGGAUACGGGCGAGUGUCUCCAUACCCUCAGAGGACAUUAUCACCAGAUAUACUCGGUCGCAUUUGAUGGGCAGACCGUGAUUACGGGUAGUUUGGAUAGUACGAUCAGGGUGUGGAGUGGAGCCACUGGUGAAUGCCUAGCCCUUCUUCAAGGUCAUACCGCUCUCGUCGGUCAACUACAACUCUCCUCCAACCGCCUCAUCACAGGUGGAUCAGACGGCAGAGUCAUCAUAUUCGACCUCAACAACUUGUCGACCCUCCACCGUCUAUGCGCGCAUGACAAUUCCGUGACGUGUCUCCAAUUCAACGAUAAAUUCAUAGUGUCCGGUGGGAAUGACGGCAGAGUGAAACUAUGGGAUGUCAAGUCCGGUAGGUUCAUUAGGGAACUUACUAGACCUUGUGAUGCUGUUUGGAGGAUUGGGUUCAGGUCCGAUCGAGUGGUAUUGCUCUGUCAGAGGGAGGGCAGAACGUGUUUGGAAGUAAUUAGUUUUAGACCUGGUGAAGGGGAGAGUAGUAGGUCCAGAUAG
Kwoniella mangroviensis CBS 8507 is the source of this 2508-nucleotide messenger RNA. RefSeq lists its product as uncharacterized. NCBI's taxonomy places the organism in Eukaryota, Fungi, Basidiomycota, Tremellomycetes, Tremellales, Cryptococcaceae. The transcript is spliced from 5 exons. Gene Ontology annotation, molecular function: protein binding. The record is from RefSeq and is a predicted model, not a curated record. Bases 1 to 2508 code for a protein of 835 amino acids.